This is a messenger RNA of Fukomys damarensis (Damara mole-rat), 1618 nucleotides long. RefSeq names its product protein transport protein SEC31. The record is from RefSeq and is a predicted model, not a curated record. The transcript is spliced from 7 exons. Bases 1 to 1185 code for a protein of 394 amino acids. Lineage: Eukaryota; Metazoa; Chordata; Mammalia; Rodentia; Bathyergidae.
AUGCGGAAACUGAGGCACAACGAGGUUAAGGCCGUGGGCACCGGCCCACCAGGCCGAGAAGAGAGGUCUCCUCCUGAGCGGCUUCGGGUCCCAACCGAGCGGGACUGGGGGCCAGACCAGGCGCCCCCACUGUACCCCCUGGAGGCCAGGCUGCUGUCCCGCGCUCGGACUUUAGGUGCCCACACCGUGCUUGCUCUCCUCGAGGAGGGACAGGCACAGCACUCAGCAUCCCUGGGACAACGGCCCCAGGAGGGGACACUCAGGCGGCCAGCCAGGCUGCACUUCCGGUUCUGUUCCGUCUUCUUUGUCGCUGUGGGCAUCGUGAACGCUGAGGUCCUCCUUCUGCAGAACUUUCUCUGCUCAGCCUUGAGGGGACGCGGGUUCAAGGUCACUGGAGGCCCCGAGACCGAUCUGCAGACCAGGUCAAAGAUCCACCCUCGGGGCAUCGCAGGGCUCGGGCAUUUCCCAAGUCUGCAGGAGGCGGCCAGGCCCUGGGCUCUGGGCGGCGUCCUGAGAGCCGAGGUCGCCCCUUGCUGGGGCCACAGCCCCGCCCCGCCUUCCACGGCCACUUCAGAUCUGCCUGCCCCGCGGCCACACCUGCUGCGCAGACCCGGGUCUCAGGAAGGCCGGGACCACAGCAGCGCCAAGCCGGGAGCCGAGGUGUCCACCCCUGCUUGUCCGGACCCACAGAAGCAGGGCGGGAAGGGGAGGGUCAGCUGUGGGAGGAGCAGGCCUUGCCGAGGCCCCGGGCCCGGUGACGGGGCUGAAACCUGGCUCCUGCAGGGCCAGGCCUGUGGGGCUCAGGCGCCCUGCACAGCCUGGAGACGGUGCCCAAAUCCUGCUGCCAACAGCACGAGGUGCGCGCUGCUUCCCACCUCGCCCGCUCCGGGCCUCCGCCUGGAUCUCCAUCCUCCACUCCUGCCUGAGACCCAUCACGCAGUCCCUGGCCGAGCUGGGUCCUCAGGCGGACGGGUCCCCUGCGUCCACCCGCCCAGGGCUCCUCGUCCUGUGCAGGACCACGGACUCCUGUCUCCACACCGGGAGGCCCUGGGGCCAUCAGGCCAAGGUCUAAGCCCCUGUGGAAAAUGUGCCGAGAGCCCACCGCCUAUGGGCCUGGGUCCUGAUGCGGAACAGGGCAGGGUCCCUGAGGACGGCCCACCUCAGCCCUCACUUUCACCGCGGUGACCGCGGUCCUGUCUGUAAGGCUUUUGCUUCUCUGAUGGUGGGUGCGACGAACGCCACUGACCAGUGCCCUCUGGUGGCUGCAGGGCGUUACAGCGGGUUCUCAGCGUGUCUGCUGCCGUGCUGGUCCUGUGAGGUAGGGACGCUCCUUGCAGAGGAAAGGGGAAAAAAAGAUGGGGACCCCCGGAGGCAGGGGAAGAAAGGACCAAUUUCUCAUUUCAUCUUUUAAGAUCAGUAACUUGGCACUCUGCCCUCUGCGUGUAACCGUGAAACAGUCCGGGCUCCCUCCGGGCCCUCCACCACUUCUGGGCUUGUCUGUCUGCUCUCCCUCCCUCUAAGUUUCCACUUUAAAAAUUGUGGCAAAAUAUACCUAGCACAAAAUUUUACAUCUUAACAAACUUUGGCACUCUAUGUAACUUGUGAAAUUGCUACUCGA